Molecule: messenger RNA, 444 nt
Organism: Uloborus diversus
Lineage: Eukaryota; Metazoa; Arthropoda; Arachnida; Araneae; Uloboridae
Product: dynein light chain roadblock-type 2-like
Exons: 4
Coding region: 65-385 (106 amino acids)
Biological process (GO): microtubule-based movement
Cellular component (GO): cytoplasmic dynein complex; cytoplasm; centrosome
Molecular function (GO): dynein intermediate chain binding
Source: RefSeq, a predicted model, not a curated record
AUUUUUCUUACGGAGUCCAUUAUUAUUUGAUUCCGAAAGCUUUUCUUUUGUCUCUUCUAAAAAUAUGGAUCCCAUUGCUAAUGAAGCAGAAGAAAUUUAUCAACGACUGGUAUCCAAAAAGAGUGUCAUUGGAAUUAUGGUUAUUAACGAAAAUGGUAUUCGAACCUCCUUGGACAAUGUAACGACGACAGAAGUGGCGAAUGGAUUGAUUCCCCUGAAUGACCUCGCCCGCCGGACGGUCCGGGAUCUUGAUCCGGACAACGAACUUCUGUUUCUCCGCAUCCGGACGCUGCGUAACGAAAUCAUGGUCGGACUGGAUGAGCAGAAUAUGUACAUCGUCCUUCAAGAUUCCCGUUUCAUUCGCAUAUCUCAGGAAGCAAAAUGAUUUGUUUUAUACAAAUCUUUAAGUCAGUUGACGCUUUUGUCUUUCAAACAAUAAAAAUA